GUCAAGAAAUUCCGGAUGUGUUUGUCGCCUUAAACAGUCUAUGGUUUGUUGUGCUAACUACCAAAGGUCAUUGAUAUGUAGUACUGCACUGUUUUAUAACUUUAUUAAACCCGCUGUGGUGCAUUAUAAUGAUCCACUUGGAGCUACAAUGGGGAAUGCGCAGAGUUACACUGCUGCCUCGCUCUCUGCAUGUUGUGUGUAUAUCAUUUAUGUUUACAUUUACUGCUCUCAUAAGUUGUUGAAAACAAGUGUCCUCCACAACGAGAGACUUCCCAGUUUCGUGUAUCUUUACAUCAAAUAUGUGACCAGAGCUCUGACUCGGAGGACAGGCUACUUACACACAGCAACGACAGAGACGCGUGACGUCGUUUACACGGUCCUCAGCUGCAGGCUGGAGACUCCCCUGUUGAGGAGGUUCUGCAGUGCUGCAGGGUAUGGUUGGGAUUAUCCAGACACCCAAUACAGAGACAUCCCACUGUGCUUCCCAGAGAUCCUGUGCCGCAGACUGCUGCUCAUGGUGCUGACUGAUGAAAAUUUCAGCCUCAGCCCAGCAGGUCUGGUUCGUGUGCAACAAAGAGUGAAAACCCUUCAGCCAGUCGAUGAACUGAAGAGGGGUCCGUUCAUGCUGCAGGCUCGAGUCCUGGAGUAUCGGCAAAUUGAUGCAGGGGUGGAGGUGGACAUCUGUCUGUCUGCCACUUCUCGUGCCGGUUGCCCAGUGUGGGAGAGCGUCCUGACACUGCUGUCCAAAAACACAAACCACAAAGCCAGCAUAGGCUUACUCAGGAAUGAGCGGCAAUGUCUUUCGACAGGCCAACCCAAUGAGUCUGUGCCAGAAAAUGUAAAGCGGGUAGAGCUCAGAGUUCCGAGGAUUACCGGCCUGCAGCGUGUAUGGUCCUUCUCUGACUACAACCCCUAUCGGCUCCUCUCUCUACCAGCCAGGCUCGUUGGCUACAGAUUGCAGGCACCAAGUCUCUGGAUGCUGUCUGUCUGCUUGGCUGAAAUAGAAAAGCACAAAGGUGUUGGAGUCAUCACAGCUCCCAUCAGCAUCACUGCCCAGUUUAAAGAGCCUCUGUUGGUACCAGGCAGAGUGACGAUCAAGUUUUGGGAGACAACCAAAGAUGGGGAUCAGUCUCCUGCCCAAAGCCUCAGUUUCCAUAUGCAGCAACAUGGAAGCAACAUCUCUCACAUGAAGGGUUUGAUUUCGAGGUGACUGAUUAACAUAGAAGGUCAAAUGCUGAUACAGUUGCACACAAAAGUUUGGGCACUCUUCAUCAAAAUUGUAUUCACUGUGCAAUCAAGCAAAAGAUGACUUGAUUUCCUUAAGGCAAUAACUUCAAGACAACACAUUUCUUCAACAUUUUAUUAUUUUUUUAUUUCGGUCUUUUACAGUUUAAAAAUAACAAGAUAGGAAAAGGGCCUGAAGCAAAAGUUUGGGCACCCUGCAUGGUCAGUACUUGGUAGCGCCCCGUUUGGCAAGUAUCACAGCUUCUAAACACCUUUUGUAACCAGUUCUUGUUUGGGGGAUUUUCCCUUCAAAAUUUGCAUCACCUGGCCUUUCCUAACGAUGAUUGUGAACAAGCCAGAACCCUAACAAACUGAUUAAAGUCUGAGACCCUGUUUGGGAGCUCAAAUGUCUUGGGUUGCCCAAACUUUUGCAUGGUGCUCCUUUUAUUUUUUUUCACUCUAAAAUUGUAUAAAACAAAUAUAAUACAUUAAACUUGCUUAAAACGUUAAAAGCAUCUUGUCUUUUCUUCUACUUACUUAACUAUUCACAGUAAAAUAAAUUUUGACAAGGGGGGGCCCAAACUUUUGCAUGCCUUGUAUUGUACUUUUUCUGUUUUGUUCUGCUACAGUGUUGACAACACAGUUAAAUGCAACACGGUUGGUCUGCACAAUCAUCAAUCAAUAUUUAACACUCAAGUUGGUUUCAUAUGAUCAUAAAAUAAUGUCUAUUUAUUGCAAAUUUAAAUCCAAUAUUCUCACAAGGGUGUGUAUUAUUAGAUGUUUCUGUGUCUGAGCCAGCUUUUUGUUAAAGAUAUCAGCUAUCAGCAGUUAUCAGCUUCAUUGAGUGCAACUGCUUCACUACCUUCUGAUAAUGGUAAUGCAUUUUCUUUUAUAGAAAAUGCUUUUUUUUUUUUUUUUUUUUAAACCCAAAAACAUAAAAAUAAGAACUUCCACUGUAAAAUAAAAUGUGCCAUGUCCAGAUGCAUAUGAGGAACUGAUUUAUAUAAUGCUGAAUCACUUUGUUAUGUGCAUGUUGGAUAAGUUGUUAUAUAAAUGACAACAGCUGUGUCAGUGACCCCUGAGAGAAACUUGGUUUGUACAUCACAGUGAAAAAGCAAAGGAAAACAAGCACAUCCAGUGCAGUGCUGCCUUACAGACAUCAGUGGGGCUUCUUUAAAACAAAAUGUAAAGGCCAUACACAAAUAAAGCAUGUACACAAGGACACACACACACAC
Molecule: messenger RNA, 2459 nt
Organism: Epinephelus moara (kelp grouper)
Lineage: Eukaryota; Metazoa; Chordata; Actinopteri; Perciformes; Serranidae
Exons: 5
Coding region: 41-1210 (389 amino acids)
Source: RefSeq, a predicted model, not a curated record